Messenger RNA from Prunus mume (Japanese apricot), 1524 nucleotides. NCBI's taxonomy places the organism in Eukaryota, Viridiplantae, Streptophyta, Magnoliopsida, Rosales, Rosaceae. The record is from RefSeq and is a predicted model, not a curated record.
AUGAACAAGGUGUGCACUUCAGUUGGCCUUGUGGAUAUCUCUGCAACUAGUUGGAGUAGAAAUUACAGCAGGGAGCAUGGUGGCGAUCUCAAUGAAGCUGUGAAUGCACAUUUUACUGAAGGAGAUAGAAACACAUCAGUGAAUGUGCAUGAAACACCUGUUGCAGCUCAAGAUGAUUUGAUGGAUAUUGAUGAUCCAGUUCCAGUUGGACCUCGGAGAGAUCCUCUAUCACUUCUAUCUGCAACCCGUGAUAUAAAUCCAUUUUCUCUUCUUAAUCCAAGCUUUGGUAGCAGCAUAUUUGAAAGUGGGUCAGAUUUUAGAGAACGUGCACCAUUUGUUACUCAUCCAAGAGAGGUCAGGGAGAUCCCCAUAGAAGUCAAGGAUGAUGGCAAUCCCUCCAGCCAUUCUGGCCAUGCUCCUACUAUUGACGAUGUCACUGGAACAGCGCAUGCAUAUGGCCCCGGUAUCCCUGGGACUGUUAUAAUUGAUGAUGAAGAUGAUGAUGGUAUCCCUGGGACUGUUAUAAUUGAUGAUGAAGAUGAUGAUGUUCCAGCUGCCCCAACUGUUCAGGCUGGACAAGGCAGUGGGCCACAAGAUAUUUCUUCAGGUGAUGGAUCUCAUCACCGAAAUUUUGGACCUAGUGCUCCUCGAUUUGAUGAUCCACAGGAUUAUAGCAAUGAUAUCGAAGAAGAAAUGAUUCGAGCUGCCAUCGAGGCUUCAAAACGUGAAGUUGAAGAAAGCCAACAAAAUCAACUAUUUGCUGCACCAACUCAGUUUGAUGAUAACGAGCCUCAGCAAAGGCCGCCUCACCUAGAGGAUCCUGAACUUGCACAUGCGGUUUCAUUGUCAUUGAAGACAGCAGAGCAAGAGAAAGCAUUGCGUGGUCAGGGGGAAAAUGUUGGCCCAUCAGAGAUGGGGGCUUCUAAGGCAGCUGAGGUGGAGCUGGGAAAAUUAACGGCACCAAACGGAAGGUUGGAAGGAGGAAGCUCAUCCAUCCAAGAUGAAACUGAAGACGUGGAGGAGCAGCCUCUUGUCAGACAUAGGUCCAGGCGAAUGUCCUCUGGCUCUGUGGAGUCUGCCAAAGACGUUGGAGCUACUGAGGAUAGCGCACCUUCAAGUCCUGGAGAGCAGGAUAUGGGUAAUCAUCCUAGGCACAGUGGAAGUGUCUUCCCUACUGAUGAGUGGGGAGGCAUUUCUUCAGAGGAGCAUGAUGAAGCAGUGAUGCUUGAGGCUGCAAUGUUUGGUGGAAUUCCUGAAGGUUCUGGAUAUCGCCUUCCCUAUGCACCUCAUCAGUUUAUGCGAACUGAGAGUUCGUAUCCCCGGCCAGCACCUCGUCCUCCUUCACCCUCUCUGACAGCGCAGCGGUUGAUACGGGAACAACAGGAUGAUGAAUAUCUUGCAUCACUUCAAGCUGAUAGAGAAAAGGAACUGAAGGCUAUUGAGGAAGCUGAAGCUCGUCGUCAAGAAGACAGACUAAAAGAGGAAGAAUCUCAGAGGAAAUUUGAGGAGGAGCAGGUACUGUGA